This is a messenger RNA of Quercus robur (English oak), 859 nucleotides long. Its product is annotated as kiwellin-like. The transcript has a single exon. The record is from RefSeq and is a predicted model, not a curated record. Lineage: Eukaryota; Viridiplantae; Streptophyta; Magnoliopsida; Fagales; Fagaceae. Bases 22 to 684 code for a protein of 220 amino acids.
AGUCCAACAUAUUUCUCUCAAAUGGCAAAUAUAGUACUUCUGUUAGUUCCUAUAUUCCUAAUCUUCAAUAUCAUCUCCCUCCCUCUCCCUGCACGUGCCAUAUCCUCCUGCAAUGGCCCAUGCAAAACCCUCAACGACUGCAACGGCCAGCUGAUUUGUAUCAACGGCAAGUGCAACGACGACCCCGACGUUGGCACCCACAUAUGCUCUGGAGGUGGAGGUGGAGGUGGCUCUUCACCAUCUCCAAGCCAAAACUGCAAGUCCUCUGGUACCCUUACGUGCGGAGGCAACUCAUACCCUCAGUACAGAUGCUCACCCCCAUUGACGUCCUCCACGCAAGCCCGUCUCACACUCAACGAUUUUAGUGAAGGUGGAGACGGUGGUGGCCCAUCAGAGUGUGACGAAAAGUACCACAAUAACUCAGAAAGAGUGGUGGCCUUAUCAACAGGGUGGUAUAACCAUGGGUCGCGGUGUGGGAAGAUGAUAAGGAUUACGGCUAGCAAUGGGAGGAGUGUGACGGCUAAGGUGGUGGAUGAGUGUGACUCUGUGAAUGGGUGUGAUGCUGAGCAUGCAGGUCAGCCACCAUGCAAGAAUAACAUUGUUGAUGGGUCUAGUGCUGUUUGGAAUGCCUUGGGUUUGAAUCAAGAUCUGGGUAACGUGGGAGUUACUUGGUCCAUGGCUUAGCUAGUUGGCUACGUACCGUACGUGGGCUUAAAGAAGGACCAAAGGCGGCACGUCACUCUAGUUUUUGAAUUGAAUAAUAUUAUGUAAUAAUAGGCCUUUGGUCAGCUGGUAAUCCCUCAGUUGCUUGAUAAUAGUGUAAUAUUAUCAAAAUAAGUUUGAUUCACUUCUUGUGCAU